Messenger RNA from Papaver somniferum (opium poppy), 1022 nucleotides. Its product is annotated as 50S ribosomal protein L12, chloroplastic-like. Gene Ontology annotation, biological process: translation. NCBI's taxonomy places the organism in Eukaryota, Viridiplantae, Streptophyta, Magnoliopsida, Ranunculales, Papaveraceae. The record is from RefSeq and is a predicted model, not a curated record. Gene Ontology annotation, molecular function: structural constituent of ribosome. Gene Ontology annotation, cellular component: ribosome. Bases 98 to 661 code for a protein of 187 amino acids. The transcript is spliced from 2 exons.
GUUUCUCCUCUUCAUUUCACAAGUUUAUACAUACUCUUUAAAGAAGAAGAAAGGGAAAGAACAAAAAAGAAAAAAAGAAAGAGAAACCAAAGAAAAGAUGGCAUCAACACUCGCAACACUAACCUCAAUUUCACCAAAGCCUUAUCCAACAACCUCAUCAUCAUUUCAUUCCUCCCAGAAACAAACCCUAAGAUUCCCCCCAAUUCAUCAAAACCCUAAUUUCACCUCAUCAAGAAAAUGCACAUUCUUACCCCCAAUUUCAGCAAUAGCUGUCACUGAGAAAGUAGAAACUAUUGGUAAAGAGCUAACCAAAUUAACGUUAGAAGAAGCAAGAACAUUAGUUGAUUGGUUACAAGAAGAACUUGGUGUAUCUGCAGCUGCAUUUGCACCUGCAGCUGUUGCUGCUGCACCUGGUGCUGUUGAGGCUGCUCCUGUUGUUGAAGAGAAAACUGAGUUUGAUGUUGUUAUUGAUGAAGUACCUAGUAGUUCAAGAAUUGCUACUAUCAAAGCUGUAAGAGCUUCAACUAAUUUAGCUUUGAAGGAAGCUAAAGAGUUGAUUGAAGGUUUGCCUAAGAAAUUUAAGGAAGGUGCUUCUAAAGAUGAAGCUGAAGAAGCUAAGAAACAACUUGAAGCUGCUGGCGCUAAGGUUUCCAUUGUUUAGAAAAUGGUGGUGGUCAGUUAACUUUGAAAGAAGCCAUAGAGUUACUUGAAGGGUUGCCUAAGAAACUGAAGGAGGGGGCUUCUAAAGUAGAAGCAAAGAACCAACUCGAAACAGCUACAGUUUCAUUGUUUAAAAUGGUUAGGCGUCUCCAAAAAGUUAUUUAAUUUGUUUGUCCUUCGGAUUAGUUAGUUGAUUAAAUGUAGUCUGUUAAUCAAUUCCUUUUCUUGUCAAGACGGGACUCCUUUUUGUGUAUUUUUUCCAAUUUGUGUUUGUUAUUCGAUUUGACUUUUAAACUGAACAAUUAGGGGCACUUGCUGAGGAGAUAUAUCUCCUCUUCUAAUGAUAAACAGUUUUUCUGAAA